AUGGGAACUGAUGAUUUUCUUUAUCUCAAAAAUCCACCGACUGCCUACCUCAGGAGUCGACAAAAGAGGCUAAGGAUCUUUGAAGAAUUGGGCAUAUCGGGACCAACGCCAAAUAUUCUGUUUGGAAAUAUGAUGGAAAUACAUAGAAAAGGAGCUUUUGAAUGCCAUGAAGAAUGGAUUCAAAAGUAUGGAAAAAUUGUUGGGUAUUACCAUGGAAUGAAACCUGUUUUAUUGAUUUCUGAUCCAGACAUAUUGAAGAGGAUAUUCAUAAAGGACUUUCAAUUGUUUUCUGAUAGACCAAUGAUUCCAGCUGUAGAAAAAGUGACUGAUGUAACACUGUCCGUGUUGGAACAAAACGUCGGCAAAAAUAUCAAUAUCUAUGAAGUUCUUCAGAGACUUACAUUAGAUAUUAUAUGCGCACAAGCUUUUGCGUUGGAUAUUAAUGCUCAAACUAGUGAUUCACACCAUUUACUCACUAGUGCCAAGACUAUUUUCGAGCUUCGAUAUACUUCAAAAAUAAUGUUUUUGGGGUUGUGCUUUCCUGAAAUUGGAUUCAUUGGGAUGGCACUGAAUUUUCUGAAAAUGUUCUUCCUUAACAACUUCACAAUUCCACCUCUUAAAAUUACAGAAAUGGUUGGAACUGUCAUUGAAAAACGCAGACAAGAUCCAAGUAUGCGACGACCAGAUUUGCUGCAACUGUUGAUAGAUUCAUCCCUUGAGAACGCAAAAGAAAAAUCUGCAGACUCAUCGGAAAAAGUGAACCAAAAUGGCAGCACAGAAAUUUCCAGUAGACUGAUGCAACAGAAGGACAGAAUUCUUUCUGAUGUAGAAAUCAAAGCAAAUGCAUUGGUUGUGUUUUUAGCCGGAUAUGAAACUAUAAGCAGUGCUUUAGGUUAUGCUUUUUACUUUCUUGCGAAGUAUCCAGAAUACCAGAAAAGAAUUCAAGCUGAAAUCGACCAACAUUUUAAAAAAGAAGGGAAACUGAAUUAUAACUCACUGAAUAGCUUUCAUCAAAUUGAGAACUUCUUGCUGGAAACAAUGAGAUUAUAUCCACCAGGUGUACUUUUUGUCAAUAGAAUUGCAGUUACUGAUAUCGAUUACGGUGACUUGCGUAUACCAAAAGGAAUGGAAAUAUUAGUGCCAACAAAUCACAUGCAUAAAAACCCAGAGUACUGGGACAACCCUGAAGAAUUUAACCCGGAUCGUCGGUGCUCAUGUAAACAAACGCGUCACAACAUGGAAGUGUACACAGCUUUGCUUUGUGUAAUAGCAUUUCUUUGGUUUAUAUGGCGAAAGCAGCAUCUUUCAACGUUUGAAAAACUCGGAAUCCCGGGACCUAAGCCCAACUUCCUUUUCGGAAACAUCUUGGAGUUGUAUAUCAAGGGACCUAUUAAAUGUCAUCAGGAGUGGGUGGCAAAGCAUGGGCGAGUUUUGGGGUACUUCUACGGAAUGAAACCUAUCUUGUUAGUUACAGACCCGAUGCUCUUGAAAAAUAUAUUUAUAAGAGAUUUUUCGAAGUUCAUUAAUCGAGAGUCAUUCAACCCGUUGUCAAGAUACAGCAAAAGGGCAGAAUUAGGCCAAAGUGUUUUAAACCUACAAAAUCAAGAAUGGAAAGAUGUAAGAAGCAUACUUACUCCGACAUUUACUGCAGCAAAAAUGAAGCAGAUGGCAGGAAGCAUAAAUUCUUCUAUCGAAACUAUGAUAGAGAUGAUGACAGACAGAGCAAGAGCUGGAGAAGAAUUCGACGUAUCCGACACAUAUCAAAGACUGACUAUGGACGUAAUAACGAGAACAGCCUUUGGUGUUCGCACGGACGUACAAAAGGACUUCAAUUCAAGUUUAUUGCGAGCAACGAAACUGAUGUUUAGAACCCCUUACAGAGACCCUAUAGUAUUCAUAGGCUUGUCUUUUCCAUGGCUGAGACGACUUUGCAUGAAGCUACAGUUUUUUAUACUAGGGAUACUAAACCGAGGAGUCUCUCCAACCAUAAUGUUGAGUAAAGGACUCAAGCAAGUAAUCGAAGAUCGCAGAAGCAACCCGUUGGACAAGAAAGCCGAUCUUUUACAGUUGAUGAUCGACUCGAAAAUUAUACGGCACAGCCCUGACAUUGACGUGCGCAAGUUAGAAAUCGGUGACGGUGAAGAUGAUCUCAAAGCAGAUAAAGAACAUAAUUUCAAUGCAAUUGAAAGAACUAUGUCAGAGAACGAAAUAAUCUCAAGUGCUAUGAUAGUUUUGCUGGCUGGCUACGAAACUACUAGCAUGGCCCUUUCGUUCACCACAUAUUUGCUCGCUAAGCAUCAAGUUGUUCAAGAAAAACUGUAUGAUGAAAUCUGCGACCUUAUCCAAACAGGUCACAUCUUGGAAUACGCUACUGUAAACAGGCUUCCGUACCUGGACCAAGUUUUGAAUGAGUCUUUAAGAAUGUUUCCUCCAGUACAUUUGUUCAACAACCGAUUUGCCGUAGAAGAUGUUCAAUAUGAAGAUAUCAAAAUUCCAAAAGGCACGAUCGUUCAAGCUCCAGUGUAUUUAAUGCAACAUGAUCCUGAAUUUUGGCCAGAUCCCGAGAAAUUUAGGCCAGAAAGAUUCAUUACAAAACCGAACCAGAAUGGAGUUACAUUUCUUCCUUUCGGAGUAGGUCCUAGAAAUUGCUUGGGGAUGCGAUUGGCUCAAUUGGAAGCGAAACUUGCCCUUGCUCAUGUAAUCUAGAAUUUUCGGAUACAUCUGAACGAAAAACAAGAGAUGGCUGCAAUGCAGCAGAAAUUCGUCUACAAACAAGUAACGCAUACGGAAAAUCUUUUAUGA
Molecule: messenger RNA, 2802 nt
Organism: Uloborus diversus
Lineage: Eukaryota; Metazoa; Arthropoda; Arachnida; Araneae; Uloboridae
Exons: 25
Molecular function (GO): monooxygenase activity; heme binding; iron ion binding
Source: RefSeq, a predicted model, not a curated record